Messenger RNA from Letharia columbiana, 1215 nucleotides. RefSeq lists its product as uncharacterized. Lineage: Eukaryota; Fungi; Ascomycota; Lecanoromycetes; Lecanorales; Parmeliaceae. The record is from RefSeq and is a predicted model, not a curated record. Gene Ontology annotation, molecular function: cyclin-dependent protein serine/threonine kinase activity; ATP binding; RNA polymerase II CTD heptapeptide repeat kinase activity. Bases 1 to 1215 code for a protein of 404 amino acids. The transcript has a single exon. Gene Ontology annotation, cellular component: transcription factor TFIIK complex; cytoplasm; nucleus. Gene Ontology annotation, biological process: positive regulation of transcription by RNA polymerase II; protein phosphorylation.
AUGGCAAUGUCGCCCGUAGUCACAUAUGAUAGUACAUCCAACAUCAAGGUCACUGCCGCCAAAGCCAAAUCUUUAGCUGUUCGCACCAACUCCAUCUCGAAGCCUCAGAAUGGUUCUACUUCUGAGCCAGGAAGAGGGCAGGAAUUAGCAGAAAGACUGAAUGAUGAAACCAAACAAAAAUACGUCAAGGACAAGAAGCUUGGAGAAGGCACUUACGCCAUAGUUUAUUUGGGACACCUGAAAGCAGACCCUUCGUCCCUAUUGGCAAUCAAGAAGAUCAAGGUCAACACCGAGUAUCGCGAUGGCUUAUCUAUGGACGCUAUCAGAGAAGUCAAGUAUCUUCAAGAGCUUUCACAUCCAAACAUCAUUGCACUGCAUGCUGUCUUCUCCUCCAAAAAUCAAAACCUCAACCUGGUACUUGAGUAUCUACCCUUGGGAGAUCUUGAAAUGCUCAUUAAAGACAGUGAGGGUAUCCGCUACGGUACGGCUGAGGUCAAAGCUUGGAUGGGCAUGCUAGGUCGUGCUGUGUGGUUUUGCCAUGAGAAUUUCGUGCUACAUCGCGAUAUAAAGCCCAACAAUCUUCUUAUAGCAGCAGACGGAGAAGUCAAGCUUGCUGAUUUCGGACUGGCAAGGUCAUUCUCUGACCCUUACCGGCCUAUGACUUACCAGGUCAUCACACGAUGGUACCGACCUCCAGAGCUACUCUUUGGGGCAAGGUUCUACUCUGGUGCAGUCGAUGUGUGGUCGAUGGGAACAGUCUUCGCUGAACUCAUAUUACGCUUCCCUUUCGUUGCAGGGAACACCGACAUGCACCAGCUUGAAUUAAUAUGCAACGCAAUUGGCACUCCGACAGAGGAGAAUUGGCCGGGUGUGUCCAAGCUCGAAGGCUAUCUGAAAUACGAUAAAGCUGCAACAAUACCAGUGCGCGGGAAGGACUUCUAUUUGUCUAAAUUUGGCACGGCAGGGCCUGUGGGAGUUGAUUUGUUGAUGUCUAUGCUUGCCUUGGAUCCUCGGAAACGGUGCACGUCCCGUGAGAUGCUUGAGCAUAAGUGGUGGUCGAGCGAACCACGACCCACUGCGAAAGAGGAUCUGCCGAAGAAGGGUGGGGGACCGGAAAGGAUGGGCGAGGAUCUGAAGAGGAGAGGAGGUGAGAUUGAAGACGGUCGCGGUGAUAGAGUGGCGAGGAAGCUUAACUUUGGUGUGGCCAAGUCAUAG